CUGGAUAUUGCGUAAUCAGAAAACCACACACAUAUUUAAGUAUCAUACCUUCUCUUUUUACCUUAAUUUGGAGCCGAAAAAAUGUUGAGGCAAUUGGUUAAGAAGGAACAGAUGAUGCAAAUCUUCAGUUCAUCUUAUGACAGUGCAGUCAUGAAGCGUGUUUUAGCGACACAUGCACCCGAUGGUCGCCAAGUUGAUUUGGAACCACUUCUUGCUGCCAUUGAAGAAACAUUCCGUCAUGCUGUUCUUGCAGAUUUCGAUUCUGUCCUUAUCAUUACUGCACAGGGGGCGCAUAGUGCGAAUAUUCAUGGAGACUAUAAGCAAGUUUUAUUAGGGUUUGAUGACAUCAUUCGUACAGUUUCUUGCGAGCUUACAUGCAAAUGCUCGGAUGGAACAGACGCGCAUGCAUCCACGUUGGCAAUUCUUAACACGCUUUCGAGUUACUCAUGGGAAGACAAGUUGGUGAUAUCAUUAGGGGCGUUUGCUAUCAUCUUUGGAGAGUUUUGGCUUGUGGCUGAAUUGUUUGCGACUAAUCCUCUUGCUAAAUCAAUCGCUUUGCUUAAACAUAUGCCAGAUGUUAUCAAGCAUUACAAUAUACUAAAAGCUCGGUUUGAUUCAAUUAAUCAACUGAUUAAGGCUAUGUUGGAUGUGACAAAGUGUAUUAUAACAUUCAAGAAUCUACCUCAUCAAUAUAUCCAGGAUGACCACCCACCCAUGUCAACAGCAACAGCUGAUCAUAUUCCCACUGCCACUUAUUGGUCCAUCAAGAGUAUGGUGGCUUGCACAUCUCAGCUAACAAGCCUUCUAGGCAUGAAUUAUGACAGGUACAUCACAACUACCUCCGAAGCAUGUGAACUUUCAAGCUUGACUCAUAAAGUUCACAACAUUCAUGAGCACCUUAAAUCAAUCCUCGUCCUUUGCUACCAAAACAUAGAGGAAAAGCAACAAGAGGAAUAUCAUCGUACUCGCACACGAAUCAUUGAGGCGCAAAAUGAGGAACAAGCUUCAAUUAAGUUGACUAGGACCUCAAGUGAUGUAGUUAUAUCGCAUCAAUCUCAAACUCGUAAGGAAGUUGGGUCCCAUGAAGAAAACAAAUCCUCUGGCUCUGCAAUCUUACAUAGCCAAUCUAUGACUGACUUUGGCUAUGGUUCUGGCUCUGGCAUCCCACAUAAUCAAUCUAUGAGUGGAUCUGGCUCUGACUUUGGCUCUAGCUCUGUAAUAUCACAAAGCCAAUCUAUGAGUGGCUCUGGCUCUGGCUCUGUAAUCCCACAUAGUCAAACUAUGACCGGCUCUGGCAUCUCACAUAGCCAAUCUAUGAGUGGAUCUGGCUCUGGCUCUGUAAUCCCACAUAGUCAAUCUAUGAACGGCUCUGGCAUCUCACAUAGCCAAUCUAUGAGUGGAUCUAGCUCUGGCUUUGGCUCUAUAAUAUCACAAAAUCAAUCAAUGAGUGGCUCUGGCUCUGGCUCUCUAAUUUCACAUAGCCAAUCUAUGACUGAAUCUGGCUUUGGCUCUGUAAUCUCACAUAGCCAAUCUAUGAAUGACUCUGGCUCUAUAAUCUCACAUAGCCAAUCUAUAAAUGGCUCUGGCUCUGGCUCUGGCUCUGUAAUCUCACAUAGUCAAUCUAUGAGUGGCUCUGGCUCUGGCUCUACAAGCUCACAUCUCCAAUCAAUGAGUGGCUCUAGCUCUGGCUUUGCAAUCUCACAUCGCCAAUCUAUGAGUGGCUCUGGCUCCGCAAUCUCACAUCACCAAUCUAUGAGUGGUUCUGGCUCUAGCUCUGCAAUUUCACAUCGCCAAUCUAUGAGUGGAUCUGGCUCUGUAAUCUCACAUCGACAAUCUAUGAGUGACACUGGCUCUGGCUCUGGCUCUGCAAUCUCACAUCGCCAAUCUAUGAGUGGCUCUGGCUCUGCAAUCUCACAUCACCAAUCUAUGAGUGGUUCUGGAUCUGGCUCUGCAAUUUCACAUCGCCAAUCUAUGAGUGGAUCUGGCUCUGUAAUCUCACAUCGACAAUCUAUAAGUGGCACUGGCUCUGUAAUCUCACAUCAACAAUCUAUGAGUGGCACUGGCUCUGUAAUCUCACAUCGCCAAUCUAUGAAUGACACUAGCACUGGCUCUUUUGGAUAUCCACACCACUCAUACAACAUCACGUUAAUUAGGGAUGGAGAAUCACACUUAAAUACUCGCAUAGAUGUUUUGUCUUGAAGCCAAGUUAUGCUUAUCGAGAUUUUACUGGAAUACGUACCACAUCAAUAUAUUGAUGUUGGAUGACGCUUUCCAAGACAUGCAUAUAUAAUCAAUUACUAUUAAUUAGUUGUUGUUGAUUAAACCUUACGCACGUACAUCAAAUUGUGGAGGUUUGGGCAUAGUAACACCCGCUCGAUUGACAUAAUGAAUGUUCUGAAAUUUGUAUGUUUGGAAUGAAUUUCUGCAUUGGUCUUUCUUUUGAGUUGUGAACUUAAACUUACUUACAUUUGACUAGACUGUACGUGUACCUAAGAAUUUCAAAAUCGUUGUUUGGUAUGAUGGGUAUAUAUUGUUGGAGUAUUAUAUAAAUAUGAAUGCAUUAUUUAUUUA
Lactuca saligna is the source of this 2571-nucleotide messenger RNA. The record is from the annotation of a GenBank genome assembly. NCBI's taxonomy places the organism in Eukaryota, Viridiplantae, Streptophyta, Magnoliopsida, Asterales, Asteraceae.